Messenger RNA from Linum trigynum, 1276 nucleotides. The record is from the annotation of a GenBank genome assembly. NCBI's taxonomy places the organism in Eukaryota, Viridiplantae, Streptophyta, Magnoliopsida, Malpighiales, Linaceae.
CGCAUAGCAAUAUAGCAUUAAGCAUGGCCGGCGGCGGCGAGAGCAGCGGUUUCUCAUCAGAAUUCUUCAAAGUCUUCCUCGCCGAGAACAGCUCCACCCAACUCCGGUUUCCGCCGGCGUUUGUCGCCGAGGGAUUGGGAAGGAGGAUUCUGAAGAAGAACGCGAUUCUCGAAGACGAAACAGGAAAGACAUGGGCGAUGGUGAUGAAAAGGGAACAGGAUCUUGGGGAUCUGUUGCUUGACGAUGGCUGGCCGGAGUUCGUGACCGGCCAUUGUUUGGUAGAUGGGGAUUUCUUGGUUUUCAGGUACCGUGGUAACUGCUGCUUCAAUGUCGAAGUUUUCGGGAGAAACGGGCUCAAGAAGAAGAAGACGAACGUAAAGUCUCAAGCUCUUACGUUAAAGACCGUGAAGCAAGAAGAACCAAUCGAAACGGAGAAACCAGAAGGAAAAAUAAAGAAAACAGAGGAACAAGAAGGAAAACGAAAGGUAACAGAGAAACAACAACGAAAAGAGAUAACAUUCGCUGAAGAGAUUCUUGUGAAGGAGGAACAGCUGGAGAGCGAAAGCAGUGGUAGCGAUUGGGAGGAGUCUAAGCGACGCCGUCGCAGGAAGAGGAGAAGGCGAGGGGGUCAAGAAACAGAGUCGGUGAACAAGACGAGCGGAAUCAGAAGAGGACGAGUAAAAGAACCAUUUGUGCAACUAGAUGGUCCUCACUUUACAGUCAAGAUGACGAAGCAUUGCGCGUACGGCGUGAGUGUUCCAAUCUCGGUGUUGAGAGAUUACAACAUCAAACUGGAGGAUGCAAUAACGCUCACCGGCGGUGAUGCAGGGAAUUCAUCGACUGCGUUCGUGACGUCGAGAUUGGAUGGACGGAUUGUGAUCAAUACAGGGUGGAGUAACUUCAGGAGGGAGAACCAAAUCAUGUUUGGAGACGAAUGUGUGUUCGAGUUGAUAGUUUCGGACGGUGAUCAUGUUUGCCGGGAGGUGAAAGUUCAUGUUCAACGUGGAAAUGGAACUCCUCCUGCCGCCGGCGGUGGAUUGAAAGGGAUGAAGUGAUGAUUUCUUGACAGGGUCAUGUUAGUUAGUUAGUUAGUUAGUUAGUUAGUUAGUUAGGAGAAGUGAUGCUUAGUCAGAUGUAAUACCGUAUUGUAUUAGCAGGUUGUUAGGGUUAAAUCGCGUAGUAUUAAUCAAACCUAUACAUAAUACGAUUUUAUCACGAGGAUUGUAGACUUUUAAGAUUUCUUGAGAAUGAGUUUAAAUCAAAGAUGUUUAGCAUC